AAAGUGGAGUCAUCUCUUCAGUCUCUCUCUCUCUCUCUCUCUCCUUCCCUAACUCUCUCUCUCUCUCUCUCCCAGGCUUUUAAAAGCAGCUGGACUUUGAAGUCAGUCAGUCGACACAGAGAUGUCUCCCACUGUACUUUGUGCUAGCUUUUUCUUGGCAUGUGCCUUGACAUUGAGUUCUGCUCAAACGAGCUGCAGAGGCCGAUGUGGUGCCGAGUACUACAGAGGUUACAUGUGCCAGUGUGAUUACACCUGCCUGCCAUAUGGAGAAUGCUGCAAAGACUACGAGUCCCAGUGCACCACAAGAAACUCGUGUAAAGGUCGUUGUGGAGAGACCUUCAGGAGAGGUCGGCUGUGUAACUGCGACAUCGAUUGCGUCAAAUACAAACAGUGUUGCCCAGAUUACAAGUCCCACUGUGAUGCCGAGGAAGAAAUCAGUGGAGCAGCCAGUGCAACAACACCAGUGAAGACUGGUUCAUGUGAUAAUGUAAACAAUAACAAACCCAAAGAGUCAAAUCUGAGUGAAGCUGAAGAGCAGCCUUUUGCAGUCAGCGAGGGAAGCGAUACAGACGUGAUCGGCCAGAGUCUUCCAAAUGACGACUUCUCCAACAGUGGACUGGAGGAGGCGAAUCCGUUGCCUGACAGCACCAGUGGGUUUGGAUUAUCCACCGCUGAGCCGCUGGUUCAAGAGACCACUGAUCCAACACCGGAACCAAACACUCUGGAGUUCAGUCCAGAGACAGGGACUGGUUUUACUCAGACAGAGACAGCACCAACGCAGGCUGAUGACAGCACCUCCACCGCUCAGAGCACAGCACCUCCAGAUGUCAGUGAUCCUCUCAUCUCAACCAGCGCAGGAACAACCUCUCCUGAGUCCACAACAGCAGCUGACCACAUCACUUCCCAGCCUCCUGUGACCUCCUCUGCCCAAACACAGGUUUCUCCUACUACAGCCAGCAGUCCAGAGACAAAUGUGCCGACAACAGCACAACCCCAGGAUGACUUUGUUGCUGAGACGCAGAAGACAAACCCAAAUGAAGCCUCCUCUGAUACACCAGUUGUUACAACACCACCCAUCAACACGUCACCAUCUACAGGAGCCACGCAAGACAACACUGAGCAGGACACCAGCCUCUCUACCUCGUCAACGCAGGACUUGACAUCCAACCCGGAUGCAACCACCUCAAACCCAUCUACAGGAGCCACACCAGACAACACUGAGCAGGAUACGUCUCCGGUUACCAGCAUCCCUGCCUCGUCAACGCAGGACUUGACAUCCAACCCGGAUGCAACCACCUCAAACCCUGAACAUCAUGUCACUGAGAACAUCUCAGAAGACACCACAGCAAGCGCUCUCUCUGUUCUGGCCGACACUGAAGAUCCCUCCUCCAGUGUUUCUCCAGAGGAGCCAGUUUCAGACCUCGAUGCCCUGACGACUCGUGUUCCCUCCUCUUCAGCCACAGCACAGCAUGAUACUACAGACGUUUCAGACGUUACACCACACGUGUCCACCGAUGACCCACUGAACGUCACACCAGACCACACCGAGCCACAAGCAUCUGACAAAACCACUUCAAAACCACAGACCAAACCUGACCCGUACAAACCGCCUCCAACUAAACCAACUGAGGUUAAACCAGAGAAUAAGCCCCUGGUCACUGCACACACUCUAAAUAUAGAUGAUUCAAGAGGCUACCAAGCAGAUGACAGUAACGACACAAACCUGUGCAGUGGGCGGCCGGUCGGUGCAGCUACCACACUGAGGAACGGUACAGUGGUGGUUUUCAGAGGGCACUACUUCUGGUUCCUGAACAGAAACAGGGAGCCAGGUCCGGCCAGAGCUAUCACACAAGUAUGGGGUGUCCCCUCCCCUAUUGACACCGCCUUCACCCGCUGCAACUGCCAGGGCAAAACAUACAUUUUCAAGGGAUCCCGGUACUGGAGGUUUGAAAACGAUGUUUUGGACCCUGAUUAUCCUAAAGUCAUUGAAACAGGCUUCGAUGGGCUUCGGGGUCACGUGACAGCAGCUCUGUCUGUGCCUGAGCACAAGAAGAGGAGAGAGUCGGUCUAUUUCUUCAAGCGAGGUGGACUUGUCCAGAAGUACUCAUACCAGUUUGGCACCAGUCCGACAUGUGGCAGAAAAGUCCAGUACGCAGUUUACACUGUGCGCAAUCGAAUGGCUCGACAAGCAGUGUCUCUUUUAGGCGCACCCAUCAACAUCAGGACUUCAUGGAGAGGCUUUCCUACCACUGUCACAGCUGCUGUGUCUGUUCCCAGUACCACAGAACAAGAUGGAUACAAGUACUACGUCUUCUCAAGAUCCAAGUCCUACAACGUCAGGAUGGAAGGGGAACGUCCCGUCAUUGCUGCUCCUAAAGUCAACACGUCACCUCAGAGCAACAGCUUGUUCAAAUGUCCAAAGAAAGUUUGAAAUAAU
This is a messenger RNA of Solea solea (common sole), 2437 nucleotides long. RefSeq names its product proteoglycan 4b (gene prg4b). NCBI's taxonomy places the organism in Eukaryota, Metazoa, Chordata, Actinopteri, Pleuronectiformes, Soleidae. The transcript has 14 exons. The record is from RefSeq and is a predicted model, not a curated record. The coding region runs from base 122 to 2431 and encodes 769 amino acids.